Messenger RNA from Pan troglodytes (chimpanzee), 951 nucleotides. RefSeq lists its product as uncharacterized. Lineage: Eukaryota; Metazoa; Chordata; Mammalia; Primates; Hominidae. The transcript has 3 exons. The record is from RefSeq and is a predicted model, not a curated record. The coding region runs from base 1 to 696 and encodes 231 amino acids.
AUGGCAGCGGCCGCCCAGGGGCCGAGCAGCGAAGGGGCUGCGGGCGGGCGGGCAGGCAGGCGGCCGCCCCACAGGACGCGGUGCCCGAGGCCCGAGAGAGACCCGAGAGGGAGCGCGAGGCUGCCGGCGCCGCGCGGCUGGAGCCUGGUCUGCGCUCGGGCCCGAGGGAGGCCGGACGGCGGCUGGGCGGCGGCGGGAAAGGAAGGCACCGCAGAAAUCGUAGCCGAGAAAGUGCUUCGUAACCGUUACUCAUCCCGCGGCGGGGCAGGGGCGGGGCGCGAAUGGGCUGCGGGACGCCGGCCCGCAAGUGACUGGCCCUCGGCCUGCGGCGGGCGUGGCGACGGGUGGUGCGCGGCGGGCGCGCGGGUCGAGAGAGCGUGGCGGCGCGGCCCGGAGCGCAGCGCGCGGCAGGGCUCCCCCUGGCGGUCAGAGGACAGCGCGAGGCAGACACCGCCUCCGCCUGGUGAGGUCUCGCGGCGUUCAGGUCGCGGCUCCGCCCACGGCCGCCCCGGGGUCGGCUUCCUACACGUCUCUUUAAAGGGCAGCCUGAGCGGCCACCGGGACUCGGAAAUGCUACGUCUAUUGAUUCACAUUACUUGCUGGCAGUGUGUGAAGUCAACGAACAAGACUGAGUCUUUGCCCUUGAGACGCGUACACUCUACCCAGAGACAAGUUCUAAGCACAGGAAACAAGUAAUUUUAUAAGAACAUCACAGGGCAGUUAUUCUCCAGGUGAAUUCGGAUUAAAGAGGACACUUGAGCCGGUGAGAUCACAGAAAGCUUUUAUCACCCACCCCUUUAGAGGUGGUCGAGAUUAUUUACCCCUAUUAAAUUUCACGUGUGGUGGUGGAGUCGGUAUAAACAUCAAAUUGAACAUGUAUUGAGCUUUCCUCAACAAUCUUUCACAUUCGUUGAAGUGAAUCAGAUUAUUAAAGUCAAAAUGAGAUUCUCA